This is a messenger RNA of Colletotrichum navitas, 871 nucleotides long. RefSeq lists its product as uncharacterized. The transcript has a single exon. NCBI's taxonomy places the organism in Eukaryota, Fungi, Ascomycota, Sordariomycetes, Glomerellales, Glomerellaceae. The record is from RefSeq and is a predicted model, not a curated record. The coding region runs from base 279 to 749 and encodes 156 amino acids.
CGUUUUAAUAUCCAUCUAUCGGCGAGCGAAAGAGACAAAGGCAAAAUUUUGGCGACAGGACGGGAACUGGCGGGCGGGUUGUCACUUUCGGUUCAUCGUCAUACAGGGUAUCAUGAUAUGUUGGAAUUCUUCACCCUCAUCUUGUUUCUGUUUAUUUCAGCCGUGGCGCGAUUUGAGCACGCGGACUCCGGAUCAAUGGCGAACAACGCAGCGGUAUCGGCGGCAUCUCCACGGCCCAACGAGGCGCGCGAAGAAAAGGGGAGAAGUGUGCAGCGGACAUGGGCCCGAACUCAACUCUCUGUCGAUCGCUCACCCCACACCAGAUCACGAAACGCGCCUGCUCCUACUUGGACCGGAGACGGGUUGAUGGUUGGCCCGGCCCAACCACGUUCUGCAUUUAUUUCGGUUGUCAGUUAUGUGCGAAAGAGGAAGAUCUCCAAGUGGUCACAGAGGACCUGGUGAUACCCUCACCCUCGGCGUUAAAAGGAUAUCGGGCUGAUUGCCUUGGUUGCUGGCUGGUUUUGUAUCAUUUCAAUUUUUUGUUGCGCGCUCAUCAUGUCAUUUUCACAUUUCUUUUGAUUCCAUCAAGGUUUCUAGAGAUGACGAACGAGAAGAGGUUGUUUACCAUCGGUGGUAUGCCUCGCACAAAAACUCGACCCAUAUGUCCAGAGGGUUUUGGAAGAACCGGACAAAAGGCGAUCUGUACUAGUAGUUUUUCACACUGGAUGAUUAUACCCAUCACACUAUGAGGUGCCACUGCGCAUUUUCUAGUUUGCAUCGAUUGGGUGAAUUGCCUUCAUGUUUUGUGCUCUGUUACUGCUACUGCUACUACCACACCUAAUGGGUUGGGGGUGGGCAUUGAGGCAGACAG